Molecule: messenger RNA, 1274 nt
Organism: Sycon ciliatum
Lineage: Eukaryota; Metazoa; Porifera; Calcarea; Leucosolenida; Sycettidae
Exons: 3
Coding region: 192-683 (163 amino acids)
Source: RefSeq, a predicted model, not a curated record
GCACAAUGGCACAAUGGCACAAUGGUACAAUUAAUUCGCGUAAGUCUUUGGGCAUUGUGACCCACUCCAGAUGGUAUAAAAGGAGCUCGCUUCCAUCAUUUCUGGCAGAAAUCCUCCCAAGCUCUCAAGCAUAUUGAUAAUUCCAUUACCGCUUGGCCAAUCAAUCCCGACUCAAACGCAGACUUUCCAGAAUGUCCCCUCAAAUCUUUCUUCCUAUCCUGGCUGCUGUCCUUUUCGCAUUGGCCGCAAGCCCAUCGGAAGCCAACCCCAUUAUCUAUGGCAGUAUGACGUGUCACAAUCGCAGCGAUGUUAACCAGAUCCUGCAUCAGGAAGACUACACCAAUGGCUUCUUUGCUUUUUUCCAAUUUGGACGCGACACAGCCAGCAACGAGUAUUACCCCAACAUGGAGUGUAACUUGGAUUUCAGCGCCAUUGGUGGUCGUCCGGUGAGCGUCAUCUUCCAUCCAUGUACCCUGCCUAUUGGAAAUACAUGCAGUCAGGAUUCAUUGACGGUGAGCACUGCUGCAUCCAAUCCACACACUGUGGUCUGCUCCGACGAUCCAGCUGCUGAACCAGGUGUGAUCGAUACUGGUGCUUCCACCAUGUCCAUUAAGUUCCUCACUGACGCGAGUGGGCAGACAGUUGGAUGCGCUGGAUCCCUGUGGGGCGUCCCGCCAUCAUAAGAAGAGAAAGGUGCUCGAUGGCAUUGCCGUGACUCUUCAUUGUUGAGAACGAGGCCGUCUUGACAUCCAAGCAUCAAGUUGCCUUAACUUAGCUUAGAUAAGCAAGCAUAAUAGAACUGCAAAGCAAGAUGUACUUGAUCUCGUGAUUAUACUACAUGACCAAUUGUAACUCACGCUGCCUCUCAUCCACUAGUCUUUAUAGUAUCCAUGUGUUGGUAUUAUUACAUCAUUGCGUGCUCAGAGUUUGAUCUUUGAUCUGGUGUAGGGAAGAAUCUUACUUUGCUUCUGAAUUAUAUGCGGUUAAUUGGCAAGCUGAUUGAGAAGUUUCGACCCAUUGUCUUCUAUCUAAUUCCUUAAUUAACAAGUGCCCAGCAGAAUUUAGAAUUAAAUACUUACCUACAAGUUCCCCUCUUAUGUUCACAUCUGACUACGUUUUUUUACUUAUGUCAAUGCGUGUUGAUCAUGACAUCAUCAUGAAUUUGCUGUUGAUCAUCACAUUGCUAUUAUCACAGUCAUUAUUCCUGAAGGUUUUCCGUAACUACUCGGUAUCCCAAGUUCUGAACAAAUUGCUAAUAAAGUCUGUGAUCCUGA